Molecule: messenger RNA, 2398 nt
Organism: Sinocyclocheilus rhinocerous
Lineage: Eukaryota; Metazoa; Chordata; Actinopteri; Cypriniformes; Cyprinidae
Product: serine--tRNA ligase, cytoplasmic-like
Exons: 12
Coding region: 72-1688 (538 amino acids)
Biological process (GO): seryl-tRNA aminoacylation
Molecular function (GO): ATP binding; serine-tRNA ligase activity
Source: RefSeq, a predicted model, not a curated record
CCAUAUCCCUCCACAGUACACUUUCCAUAUUCUUUCCUUCAUCCGCACUGCACACGUCGUCCACAGGCAUCAUGGUGCUCGAUUUAGACCUGUUUCGCACCGACAAAGGCGGCGAUCCUGAAAUCGUGAGGGAAACGCAGAGGAAACGGUUCAAAGAUGUGUCUCUGGUGGAUAAAUUGGUCGAGGCGGACACAGAAUGGAGGAAAUGCCGCUUCACUGCAGAUAAUCUAAACAAGGCCAAGAAUCUGUGCAGCAAAGCCAUCGGGGAAAAGAUGAAGAAAAAAGAGCCAGUUGGUGAUGAUGACACUCUUCCAGAAGAGGCUCAGAAUCUGGAAGCCCUCACUGGAGAAACAUUAUCACCCCUCACGGUGACUCAGAUAAAGAAGGUGCGGUUACUGGUGGACGAGGCGGUGCAGAAAACGGACAGUGAUCGGUUAAAGGUGGAGGCGGAGCGUUUUGAGUACCUGAGAGAGAUCGGCAACCUCCUGCAUCCCUCUGUGCCCAUCAGCAACGAUGAGGAUGCUGAUAAUAAGGUGGAACGCACCUGCGGCGAAUGCACAGUGCAGAAGAAGUACUCUCACGUGGACCUGGUUGUCAUGGUGGAUGGAUACGAAGGGGAAAAAGGAGCCAUCGUGGCUGGCAGCAGAGGAUACUUCCUCAAGGGGCCUUUAGUUUUUUUGGAACAGGCAUUAAUUAACUACGCACUGCGGAUCCUGUACAGCAAGAGCUACACCCUCCUGUACCUCCAUAAACUACACAAAUUCAUGAUCGCCUCAGUCCCCUUUAAAUUUCAUGAAAAUGGCAGCAGACUUCGGCUCCUCCCCGUCUUUCAGCGCGUUCUUCAAUCCGCUGACCGUGGCGGCGCAGAGCAAGAAACAGAGGACAAGGUGAUCGGGAAGGGGAGCGAGAAGUCUGACGACAAUACGGUGGACGAGAAGUAUUUGAUUGCCACAUCGGAGCAGCCAAUGGCAGCCUUCCUGAGAGAUGAGUGGCUGAAGCCAGAAGACCUUCCCAUCCGCUAUGCCGGCAUCUCCACCUGCUUCAGACAGGAAGUGGGCUCUCACGGCAGAGACACACGUGGGAUCUUCAGGGUCCAUCAGUUUGAGAAGAUUGAGCAGUUUGUCUACGCCUCUCCUUAUGACGGCAAGUCCUGGGAGAUGUUUGAUGAGAUGAUUGGAACCGCUGAGGAGUUUUAUCAGUCAUUAGGAAUCCCCUACCGGAUUGUCAACAUUGUGUCAGGUGCUUUGAACCAUGCAGCUAGUAAAAAGCUGGAUUUAGAGGCUUGGUUCCCAGGCUCCCAGGCUUUUAGAGAGCUUGUGUCAUGCUCAAACUGCACAGACUACCAGGCUCGCCGCUUACGUAUUCGCUACGGGCAGACCAAGAAAAUGAUGGACAAGGCUGAGUUCGUGCACAUGCUAAAUGCCACCAUGUGUGCGACCACUCGUGUUAUCUGUGCUAUCCUGGAGAACUUUCAGACAGAGGAAGGCAUCAUUAUUCCAGAAGCCCUCAAGGCAUUCAUGCCUCCAGGUUUAACAGAAAUGAUCAAGUUCGUGAAGCCAGCCCCUAUCGACCAGGAGGCAUCCAAGAAGCACAAGAAACAGCAGGAAGGAGGGAAGAAGAAGAAACAGCAGGGUGGUAAUGCUGAUCUAGAGAACAAGGUGGAGAACAUGUCAGUCAAUGACUCCUAGACCCCCUUCAAUCCCAGCCAAUCAUAAUGGUUCUUUACAAGCCCUCUAUUUUGUGCACUCCAUUCACAAUCAUUGUCCACUGAAACGGUCACACUGUCAUGUCCUUGCUUCAGUUUACUUCUUCUGGGACAGUCCUACUAUGGCACUGUCAAUGGUGAUGAUGGUGUCAUGUUAAAUAAUCUUAUCUCAAAUCAGUUUCCUACAGAGAGGUCUUUGAAAUCUUAAAUUAAACAUGUAUAGUGUUGUGACAGACAUUUAGCCUUUAGAAUGAAAUGCCUUUAUGACACUGUAAUUACCUGAGGCAUUGUAUUAUAAUUCUGCUGUUGAAUUUAAGGCAACAUGCAUGGUUACAUUCUACAUCAAGUGCCACAUUAGAGGUGGGAAUUUGGGAUAUUCUGAAUGGAAAUCGGUUAUGGAUAAUGGACAGACCUCUUUCAAUAUUCUCUCUUGCAGUUAAUAUUUGCGCUAUAAUUAAAGUGAAGGUAAUUAUUGAUUACUGUGCACUUACUAUUCACAUUGUCACAAAAGUUAAAGCAGUCAAAAAUGCAGCUUCCUCUCAUUCAAAUCUGUCUUUUCCUUCAUAGAAACAUUACUACUUCUGAUUUGUCUGUAAAACAGGGAAUGUUAUUAUAUGUACAGUACUUGCUUAUGAUGCCUUGUGUAAGGAGUAUGAUGGCAUUUGAGAAUAAAUCAAUACCUGAAAGAGAACA